Messenger RNA from Conger conger (European conger), 2971 nucleotides. RefSeq names its product paramyosin-like. Bases 166 to 1770 code for a protein of 534 amino acids. Lineage: Eukaryota; Metazoa; Chordata; Actinopteri; Anguilliformes; Congridae. The record is from RefSeq and is a predicted model, not a curated record. The transcript is spliced from 8 exons.
GAUGAAAAGCUGGGUGAUGUCUGGUUCUGCCACUUGAAUUCAGACCCCCAGUACAGAAUCUGCCAAGCAGAAGAACAACUGGAGGACUCUGAGGAUGAGCAGCCUUACCAGAAGACCUAUAAACAGGAUAAGAAACAGCAGCAGGAGAAGAACAGGUGGCAGACAAUGACACAACAGAAUGCUGAAGAAGCUAUACCAGCACAGAGCACUUCGACUCCACCCUCAACACGCAGUAGCAGAAGCCAGUGUUCCAGUGGCACAAGAGCAGAGGGUGAUUUCACUGACAGAACCUCUCCCACCCUCACUCCUGUCAGUCGUUCUGGCCGGAGGCUCUCUGCCCAGCAGACACCUCUCAGCACGCGCUCCAAACGCACAACUAUGAGGGGCAAGAGGGUGUUGUUAACCCCAGAGUCUGAGCAGGUAAAAAGGGCAAAGAUGAGCCAGAGCACAUCAUCGGCAGCUGAUAUGGAGGUGGUGCCACAGGACACCCCAGACGUCCCCCUAUUAGUGGAGGAAAUGGGAGAGCCAGUGUCACCCUGUGAUCUCGAUAGGGCUAGCAAUGAGCACACUAACCUACAAGUCAGUGAUGGAGUCCCCGCACAAGAGUACAUGCAUUCCCACGACCUGACAGUAUCCAUCACCGCUCUAUCACCUGUGCCGCAGCAAGUGACUGCUGCAUCCCAAACUGAGGGUGUGGCAGAGAUAAAGCAGGAGCUAGAGGAGGAGAGGACAAGGAGCUGGCGAGAGGAUGAGACUUCAGAGCAGACGCAGCUCCAGAAGAGAGAGACCAGGGAGCUCACAGAUUCAGGUGAAGGAGUGCGCCCCUCCCAAGAGAUGCAGCAGGACUGGCUGUUCAAGCAGUGGGAGAUAGUCUGUAAGGAGAGAGACCUGUACUUGGAGCAGUGGGAGACAGCCAGUAAAGAGAGAGACUGUUACAAGGACCAGGUGGAGAUAGCCAAUCAGGAGAGAGACCGUUACAGGGACCGGGAGGAGACAGCCAAUCAGGAGACAGACCGUUACAGGGACCAGGUGAAGAAAGCCAAUCAGGAAAGAGACCAAUACAAGGUGCAGAUGGAGACAGCCAAAGACCAGUGCAAGGAGCAGAUGGAGACAGCCAAUCAGGAGAGAGACCAGUACAAAAGGCAGAUGGAGACAGUCAAAGACCAGUAUAAGGAGCAGAUGGAGACAGCCAAUCAGGAGAGAGACCAGUACAAAAGGCAGAUGGAGACAGUCAAAGACCAGUAUAAGGAGCAGAUGGAGACAGCCAAUCAGGAGAGAGCCCAGUACAAGUUGCAGGUGGACAAGCUGAACCAGAAACUGCAGCAGAUGAGGGCUAGCAGCGUGAAGCAGGAGCGAUGUGACCAGGUCCCAGGGGGAGAAGAUCACCUGGCUGUACAGUUGGAGUUCAUCCACAAGGAUCUGGACCAGAGCAAUGCGGAGAGAGACCGACUGAGGAGCCAGGUGGACAAGCUGAACCAGGAGCUGCAGCAGAUGAGGGCUAGCAGUGAGCCGUGUGACCAGGUCCCAGGGGGAGAAGAUCACCUGGCUGUACAGUUGGAGUUCAUCCACAGGGAUCUGGACCUGAGCAACGCGGAGAGAGACCAACUGAGGAGCCAGCUGCAGAACCUGCGUCUGAGUGUCAGCCGUCUCCUGGUGAUCCUCAUACCUGAGCUGGACCUGGAGCAGGUAAACUAUGAGAGCUGCAUCAUUGAAGAGAUCCUGGAACAGUACCUAGAUGGUAUCAGUUCUUCCCAUCCCACAUUUCUUUGAGAAGAAACCAGUCCCUGUCACUCCAACACCUUACCACCCUGAUUCCCAGACUGGCCAGAAGUGACCAAAUGCAUCGCACCUUUAAGAUUUCUUGUUAAACAUAGUGCCUUUGUUUACAGCAUUAAUCCUUUCAGUCCCACGCCCCAUAUUUCAAGUGGCAACACCCCAACCCCAAAGGGUUGGUUGAGAAAAUUUAGUAGGGUCUUAAUAGGGGCUCAAAGCAAUACAAUGGCUGUAAUUUUGAUUGUUUUAAAAGGUUUAGCUUGGGACUGAAAGGGUUACAUAUGUAACAUAAUUUUCAUACAUCCUGUAUCCUUUGUGUAUUUCUCUGACUUUUGUAAUUGUGGUCCAAGAGCAUGCAAUUCCCAGCUUUAACAGUUUAAUGUCACAAUUAUUUCAUAAUUUACAUUUCAUUGGUUUUCUUUUGAUAAAUUGCAUUUGAAAAACUUAACUGAAAACAUUCCUCUAUUAUGCCUCCAUUUCUUUUAUUUUUUUCAAUUUGGCAUGUCGGACAUUCUAAUUUCUUCCUUAUUUGGUCCUGUCCAAUUAUCUGUAACUGCAGCCACAUUCAUGCAUAAUCCCUACUGCUGAUUUAGGGAAGUGUAGACAUAUGUGUGUUCUCUGAAAUACCAGCUGAUUGUUUUCACAUCAGAGACCACACCUAAGCUUGCAUAGAGUGGAGUUUGAGGAAGACCUUUCCUAUGCAGCUUUGACAUGCAGUCCGUGGGCACCUGCCCGACCAAUGGGGGUUGUUAGAGAGCGGUGAAAUAGAGACCCCUAACUGACAGAAGCUGGGCGACUCAAUUGCCAAUUAUGCGUCGCCCUGUGGAGCUGCCAACUGCAUUCAGCACUGGCAUGGUCCAGAUUUGAUCCAAGAAUGUGGGGCUCACCAUUAAGGCUUGCUGCCUUAAUUGAAUGAGCCACCCAGUGAUGUUAUUGAGUGAAUGAGAAGUGAUGUUAAUGUUUUAACUGUCUUUUUUAAUUUUGAGUAUUAAAUGCUAGAGUAGUUUUAAUCCAGAAUCAUAGAUUAUAGAAUUCCUGUCAGCCCUGUAUACUACUUUGUAUGCUAACAUUCUGUCCAUGUCACAUAUCAUAUCUUUCUAUGUAAUCAUUAACACAGUUGUCAAUGCCAGAUCCUUCCCACACCCCUGCAAGUGUUGUUAAGUCUUAUGGCCAAAAUAAAUGAAUGUUUUAUGGAGAA